UACUAUUUUUCACAGGAACUUGCCAUUUGUAUUGUCUCUUUCCUUAACUGGACAAUCUUAAACAGUUCAGACCAUUAGUUAUUUUUCCUGGUCUUCAUUUUUUUUUUUCUAUUAGUAGGAUUUCAAGUAUUUAAAGCUGAGAAUAUUGGUCACAGAGAUAUUGCCUUGUUAGGGUUCGGCAUUGUGCCCGAAUUUGUUGGGCCUCUCAGGGCCUGAGUUCUCUGUGCUCUAACAAAUGAGCUACAGUUCUCAAGAGAUCAGUGGAGCUUGUUUGUUGAUCCUGUAUUCUUAUUCCGAGGAAGUAGAUCUUUAAGAAUGUCUAAGGAAGGGGUAUUUGUGAACCGAAGUUUAGCCAUGGAAAAAAUAAAAUGUUUCGGUUUUGAUAUGGAUUACACCCUUGCUGUAUACAAGUCCCCGGAGUAUGAAUCCCUUGGCUUUGAGCUUACUGUGGAGAGAUUAGUUUCUAUUGGCUACCCCCAGGAGCUGCUCAGCUUUGCUUAUGAUUCUACAUUCCCUACCAGAGGACUUGUCUUUGACACAUUAUAUGGAAAUCUUUUGAAAGUCGAUGCCUAUGGAAACCUCUUGGUUUGUGCACAUGGAUUUAACUUCAUAAGAGGGCCAGAAACUAGAGAGCAGUAUCCAAAUAAAUUUAUUCAACGAGAUGACACUGAAAGAUUUUACAUUCUGAACACACUAUUCAAUCUACCAGAGACCUACCUGUUGGCCUGCCUAGUAGAUUUUUUUACUAAUUGUCCCAGAUAUACCAGCUGUGAGACAGGAUUUAAAGAUGGGGACCUCUUCAUGUCCUACCGGAGUAUGUUCCAAGAUGUAAGAGAUGCUGUUGACUGGGUUCAUUACAAGGGCUCCCUUAAGGAAAAGACAGUUGAAAAUCUUGAGAAGUAUGUAGUCAAAGAUGGAAAACUGCCUUUGCUUUUGAGCCGGAUGAAGGAAGUAGGGAAAGUAUUUCUUGCCACCAACAGUGACUAUAAAUAUACAGAUAAAAUUAUGACUUACCUGUUUGAUUUCCCACAUGGCCCCAAGCCUGGGAGCUCCCAUCGACCAUGGCAGUCCUACUUUGACCUGAUCUUGGUAGAUGCACGGAAACCACUCUUUUUUGGAGAAGGCACGGUAUUGCGUCAAGUAGAUACUAAAACUGGCAAACUGAAAAUUGGUACAUACACAGGCCCCCUACAGCAUGGCAUCGUCUACUCAGGAGGUUCAUCUGAUACAAUCUGUGAUUUGUUGGGAGCCAAGGGCAAAGAUAUUUUGUAUAUUGGAGAUCACAUUUUUGGAGACAUUUUAAAAUCAAAGAAACGGCAAGGGUGGCGAACUUUCUUGGUGAUUCCUGAACUUGCACAGGAGCUGCAUGUCUGGACUGACAAGAGUUCCCUUUUUGAAGAACUUCAGAGUUUGGAUAUUUUCUUGGCUGAACUCUACAAGCACCUUGACAGCAGUAGCAAUGAGCGCCCAGACAUUAGUUCCAUCCAGAGACGUAUAAAGAAAGUAACUCAUGACAUGGAUAUGUGCUAUGGGAUGAUGGGAAGCCUAUUUCGUAGUGGCUCCCGGCAGACACUCUUUGCCAGUCAAGUGAUGCGUUAUGCUGAUCUCUAUGCUGCAUCUUUCAUCAACCUGCUGUAUUACCCAUUCAGUUAUCUCUUCAGAGCUGCCCAUGUCCUGAUGCCUCAUGAGUCAACAGUGGAGCACACACACGUAGAUAUCAAUGAGAUGGAGUCCCCACUUGCCACCCGCAACCGAACAUCAGUGGAUUUUAAAGACACCGACUAUAAGCGACACCAGUUGACAAGGUCGAUUAGUGAGAUUAAACCCCCCAACCUCUUCCCACUGGCCCCCCAGGAAAUUACACACUGCCAUGAUGAAGAUGAUGAUGAAGAGGAGGAGGAGGAGGAGGAGGAGGAGGAAGAAUAAGGAGGAAAACCAAAACCCUGAACACCCAUUAAACAAGUUCUGGCAGGACCCACAGGAGCAAAGGAUGUUCUUGUUUGGGUUCUACUGGGGAGGAGGGUGGGGGUGCUCCAUCAGAGGUACGUCUGGAAAGUUUCUAAAGACUUUAAAAUAUUCUAAUCAUAGAGAGAUACUUGUUUUAGUUUUGUGUAUCUCUAUUCUUUGCAGAUGGCUCAGAAUUGUAAUGGAGUCUGUAUUGGAAGGAAGUAAGGGUAAAGUCAGGCUGAACUGCAUGCAGAUGGUUCCAUGUGGCUUGUGACACUGUUUGCUUGUCUUUUAUGAUCAGUAUGUCAUAGUGUAUCUGGAUACACUAAGGGUGAAGGGUUUCGAGUGUAACAAGGACCAGUGGGAAAACAUCCAAAAAUGCUGUAUUGUUUCAAAUUGUUCUAUUACUUUAAAAUCCAAUUUUUUCAGUGCAUUACACAGUAUUGUAUAUCAGUGGAGAAAUAUAUUGUUUCCAUUAUUGAGUGUAGUCUUCUGUUGAGGUCAAGUUUCCUUUCAUAAGCCUUUAAAGUGUCCUCAAUGACUGGCAAGGCUGCUGCUCUGUCAGUAACCUUGCAGAAGUAUUCUCUGUUUUAGGACCAGUCUGGAGUGGACUGCAGGGAUUCUAUUUUGACAUAUAAAAGUCCUAUUCUUUCUGCAUUUUUUUAGGUUGAUAGCAUAAAUACUUGUUAUCUAAAACCUUUUUCUCAUCUGUAGUAAAUCUAUAAAGGAAUUUAGAUGAAAUGACAAAGGAGCAAGCCCCCAGAAAAGAGGAGAAGAAACCUUCUUAUAUUAGAGAAUGGUUAAGUAAGAUGUAUCAGGACGGGCUGUAAUUGUGGCAUCUGCUACCCAGUUCCACAUUUCUCUAAGCUCUAGUGUUGAUUGUUAUAUUUUAAAGUUGAACAUUAGAGAAUGGGAAAAGGACUCUAAGCCAGAACCUUACUAAUGCAAAUAGCAAAAUCAGUGAGAAUAAAUUCAGAACUCUAAAUGAAAUUACUUCUUGUUUUGAGCAAGAAUGAAUUAUUGUAGACAUUAGGCUCUUAUUAAUGCCUCACUAGUACAGUGAAAGUUAUUCCAACAUUUUGAACAGUGAUAAUAGAUUCUUAACUAACUUUCAUAUAUUUUCUUCCAAUCUUACUGUCAUUGGUCUAUAGGGGAGAAUAGACUAGCUGAUCUAGAAUUCAAUAAAAUGCAAUGUUUCUGAAUAUUGA
Molecule: messenger RNA, 3155 nt
Organism: Ictidomys tridecemlineatus (thirteen-lined ground squirrel)
Lineage: Eukaryota; Metazoa; Chordata; Mammalia; Rodentia; Sciuridae
Gene: Nt5c2
Product: 5'-nucleotidase, cytosolic II
Biological process (GO): IMP metabolic process; adenosine metabolic process
Molecular function (GO): 5'-nucleotidase activity
Source: RefSeq, a predicted model, not a curated record